This is a messenger RNA of Nicrophorus vespilloides, 2652 nucleotides long. RefSeq names its product RB1-inducible coiled-coil protein 1-like. The transcript is spliced from 9 exons. The record is from RefSeq and is a predicted model, not a curated record. The coding region runs from base 270 to 2432 and encodes 720 amino acids. Gene Ontology annotation, biological process: receptor recycling; retrograde transport, endosome to Golgi; endosome organization. Gene Ontology annotation, cellular component: trans-Golgi network; early endosome; recycling endosome. NCBI's taxonomy places the organism in Eukaryota, Metazoa, Arthropoda, Insecta, Coleoptera, Silphidae.
CUCCCAUGUUCUUGCUAUAUGCUAUACGCAUUUGCUACGCUGCGUUCACAACGGCGCAGCCGUCCGUUUAGAACGCAACAAACACACAAAGCAACGAAACACGCGCUCGAAACACCGCAAAUAUCAAAAACACGAAUCAUUAAACAAAUUCACAAAACUUUCUUUCCUUUUCAGAUAAAAGUGAUAAUUUAGUGCUAUUCGAUUAAGUGAUUUCAAUAUAGAGCACAGUUGGGAUUACUUGUUGUUCGAACUGAGAAGCAAACUUGAGAAUGUCAAGUGAAUCGCCUACAAAUGCAAAAAUAUCAGGAUAUUUAGAAAAGAAAUGCAAAUUGCGGAUGGUUUCGCCAUGGAAGAAGUAUUGGUUUGUACUGGAAGGUCGUCUUCUACUGUAUUAUAGGUCUAAAGCUGAAUACGAAGCUAUUGGUCCUUGUAAAGGUUCGAUAACUUUAGGUCCUAGUUGCAACAUAAAACCUGCUCUGGUUACCUCCUGCAUCUUCCAAAUAGAAACACGCACAAAUACCAUAACUCUCAGAGCGGAGAGUCGCCUGGAACAGGAUAAGUGGAUGCACGGAAUCCUUACAGCACUCAACCAAAGUUCCGGUAAAGCCACGAAGAUGACCCAUUUCAGAUACUCAGCAGACGAUCUGCUGCCCUCGCCCACGGAGAAUAAUACGAAAUCGCUGUUAUCCCGUCACAACACGCUCCCCGAACGUUUUGAAAAGUUACCUCAGCAUCCGAACAAGAGCGUCAUUGAGAGGAUGCAGAAUCUGGGAGCUCAUUCCUAUGGUGGAAGUCUGAACGCGAUAUCCAAACUAUCGAUGAGCCCAAAGCUACCCAAAAAUGACAACCUGAAGAGGCUGUUGCAGUCUUCCAACGAUGAACUAGUCAUGUACGCUACUGUCAAUAAGACCAAAGAGAAGGAAGAUGAGAUAGCAGAAGUGGUAAUGGAAAACACCGAGUACGUAGGUUUAGAGCCUGGAGAAACUGACGAAUUCGUAGUUGAGAAUGCUGAGUACGUCACGUCGGGAGAUGAUGAAGACACAUCGAAAGUAACUAGAGAUCAUGUGUAUCAAGAAAUUCUUACCAAACGAGAGUUGAUACAAGAAAACAGCGAGGAUGUUAACGAUUACACCGGUAGUGGACCUCUCUACAGAGCCACCAAGAUUUACGAUAUACCUAUAUACUCUGAUAUAAGCUCAGAUCAAGCAAUAUACGAAGAAACCAUGCCGGCCUUGCCGCCCAGAGUACAGCACCUCGUGGCUGUACAAGCGGAAGAAACGUCCGGUGAAAAAAAUAAGAAACAAAAAUCAAAGAAGAUGUCUUUCAAAAGGAACAGCUUCGUGAUAAAGAUGCUGAAGAAAAUCAGAAAACAUGAUGUUGUUACUAAGGAGGAGAUCUCUGAACCGGUAAAAAAGCCCAAGGAGGAGGUAAACACCAAAGAUUUGCAAAUACUGAAUGAGUUACAAUCGCUACUGGAGACGAAAAAACAAUUUCUAGAGGAGAAAUUGAAGCACAGCCGAGCGGAGAAAGCAAAGUUCGAUGAGGAACUGAAAACUAGGAUCGAACGUAAGAACAUGGAACUUGAGUACUCGAAACCGAUCAACGGGGAGAAAGUUUUACCAACUUUGCCUCCAAAGCUGAAAUGUAGUAUAACUGAGCAACCUCUGACGUUGCUGAACAUACCAAGGCCGAAAUUGAAACGGAUCCGACAUAGCAACGAAAACAUCCCGGAUAAACUGAAGACCAUAGACGAGAUAUUGGAUGAAUUGGAUAACGAAAGGACUCAGCCGUCGGCUAAUGUCAAAGAGCUUAUAGAUAAAUUCAACGUUGGUAACAGUAACCACGAGGAAGUCGAGAUGAGGAAGAAGCCAAAGAGUCCUGUACAGAACUGCACGAGAUAUUCCGACGAUUUGAACAAGCUGCUAGCGGAACUAAGCAAAGUCACGAACGCGCCGAUACUCCAACCCGGCGUUACCACCAGUUUAGUCACAACCUCCUUAACAGAUGAAGAGUGGAUAAGUUUGAUUCCGAUCAGGAAACGAAGAUUAUCCGAGCCAGACUACGACAUUCCGAGACCGCACAGCAGUUUGCUAUUCAGAAACCAGGAGCCCGCAGAAGAUGCGAUGAAACCGACCAGAUUUUUCGGGCCUGUGAUAAUUGGACCUAAUAAUAUUGGCGAUGCUAGCGACAGGACUUUUAGCAUUGCUCCAGAUUCUUUAGAGGUCCAUGUGAGUAGGAAUGGUAAGGAGGAUGAACGCAGCGUGUUCUCGUACAACUCGCACACCUACAUGGAGAUCAAGACGCUGGAUCGAAAGCUGAGCAGAGAGGAAAUUUACGCUAGACCCACAUCUCUGACUGCUACGGAUUUCGAUUUGCAUGAGGACCAUUUCGAGGAUUCGCUGGAACCCAUCGAAUUCAUUCAUUCAGUCUAAAGCUUUGACGGAAACGUACCGAUUGAUGCCUUGGUAGUUAGUUAACAAUAUUUAUUUAACCAAAGAUGUGAGAUUGCAAUAUGUUUAAUAUUUACGCUAUUAUUAACAAAUUCAUUACCAAAAUUGUGAUGCUAUAUAAAUACAUCCUAUUUUAUUAUAUAGGCUUUAGAAGCCGACGAUCUGAUCACUAAUAAAUUGGGCAUUUAAGACUUUUAAGAUU